AUGGAGGUAGCUCCUCUAACAUUAGCUCACACCCACGCUCGGAAUGCAGUGCUUGAGACCCGCAAGGCCAACCCGGUCGCUGCGAGCGAGGAGCAUGAUCUAGCUGCCGGUGAGUUCGCCACAGCUGCACAGAACAGCUCCGACAAAGAAGUAAGUCUAUCUGCCCUCAGACAUCCUAUGCCAGGUCCCAGCCUGACCUAUCGCACGAAGGCCUUACGAACGCUGCGCCUACUCGAAACCCACCACAAGAAGCUCGCCGAGCUCCUCAGGUUCCAACAUGAGCAUCCAACCACUGCCCCUACUGAAGUCACAUCCGCUACCACGUCUCCAAAUCUAUCAGUUCAGCAAGCUGCGACUGAUGCCGCCGGCGCAAAGAGCGCAACGCCGACUCAGGAUGCUCACAAUUUACCACCAAGACUAGUGGGAACUGGUCGAAUUCCUAGUCGGGACAAAUCUUCUAUCGCCAGCAACCUUGCCUCUGCACGAGGAAUUCCCUCCCAGCCACGGCGUGGGUCGCCGGCAUCACCAACGCUCUCUUCUCAACAAGCUGCAGCAAAGAUGACCGAACCCCCACCUAAAACUACAACCGGUGAAUCCAGACUGCGGGGAGUGCCAAAUAAAAACCGACAAAGUCGCUUGUCUACACCUAGGCAGCCGUGGUCUCCCCCAACACCCAGUUCCACACAGGCCACAACGCAACAAGUUGCACAUGCCGGCGCAUCUGAGUCUGGAGGGCCCACGGAUAGGCCUUCGGCUGCCGAAGAACCCUUGCAGCGCUUCUACUCAGCAUUUGGUGGACUAGUCGCCAAAGUAUCCGUACCUUUGGCGCUCGCAGGACUUCAAGUGGGGACAGCCAAUCCAACACAAGCUGGACAGAGCCGCAAGUCUUCGGCUGAAGUGAAACUAGACCGGGACCAUGCUACUUUGGAUCGGUCGACGACUGCGCCUGAGCCUAAUGUGAACAAGAUAUUCUCCCGAGCAGCUCUGCGGUCAGUUCGCGACGGUGCCGGGGCAAGUAUCGGAAACCCGGCCGAGUCAUUCUAUGUAGUGCCGACCACAGGCGGGACCAUGUCGUACGCAGGGAUUCUCACUCGGGCCGAGAAGGAAGCACGCAGGAACAGCCUCGAGGAUGGCGAUGAUGAUUUUGUGGAUGCGCGGGAGACACCUUCGUCGCCCGAAAUGCGUCACAGCGGCAGUGGCUCUCGUAUAUGGCCAGGACGCCGGGGUGUUCCCGAUCAGCUUGCCACAGCUCCAAAUACUAAAACAGUGGAAGAAAUGCAGAUGGAGAAUGAAGCUUUGAGGACUUUGACUGACACACUUUCAACCCGACUACAUAUGUGGGAAGUUAACGCGCAAUCUUCUACCAUGGCGCUCCACCAAUCUUUGAAGAUGAUGCACCAUGCUCCAUCGGGUACUACCUCCCCAGUAACUACCAUGACCGCACCUCCGGCUGCAACUGGACUUGACCCACGAGUCAAAGAACUGGAAGAUCUCAUUCGAGACCACGAGCACAAACUCAAGGCUGCUUCUCAGGAGAACGACAAGCUGAAAGAUGUUCUUCGGCGAUACCGGGAUCGCUGGGAGAAACUCAAAGAGGGUGCCAAAACUCGGAGAGCCGAGGCUCGCACUGGCGAUACCCAACUAAACCACUCGCCGAGUGAAGUUCCCGCUUCUCCGGUCACUGGACAAGGCCCAUCUAUGGGCCGACCUUAA
This is a messenger RNA of Penicillium arizonense, 1713 nucleotides long. RefSeq lists its product as uncharacterized. The record is from RefSeq and is a predicted model, not a curated record. The transcript is spliced from 2 exons. Bases 1 to 1713 code for a protein of 570 amino acids. Lineage: Eukaryota; Fungi; Ascomycota; Eurotiomycetes; Eurotiales; Aspergillaceae.